UGUUCUGUGGCUUCCUGAACUAAAACUAAACCCACAUCCUCUUUCUCCUCCUAAGCAUCUCCGCCCCCAUUUCUUGCCUCUACUCUCCAACUAAGCACUUGUCCAUCAUCAUCAUCAUCAUCAUCAUCAUGAGCAUCUCCAUGUUGACCACAUUAUCAUAUUCAUCCUCUUCUUCCUUAUCGUCUCUCUUUCUUUUCAACUCCACAAAACUCAAACCACUAGUCCCUUCUUCUUCUUCUUCUUCUUCCCAUCUCCGAAUCAAAGCUUCCUCAAUCCAUGUCCCAUCUAACGACAACAAACCCACAAUUCCCAUCACCCAAACACUCACACGCUUCGCCAAAACCGCCAUUCUCUUCGGCGCUACUGCUUCCAUGGUCGUCCUCAAAUCGACCCACUUGCCCGCCAGAGCCGAAAUUCCGGUAACCAUCGUCGAACAAGACCAAGCCCAAGACGGAGGUGCCGAAUCGUCGUCGUCUCCGCUUUCGGAGUUUUUGGAGUCGAAUUCGGAAGCCAUUGAAGCCCUGAAGUCGCUUCUGCAGCAGAAGCUCGAGGGCGGCGAGGACGACGAGGCGUUGACGAUAUUGAAGCGGCUGGUCGCGGCGCAGCCGGCCGAGAACGAGUGGAAGUUUCUGAUGGCGAGGCUGCUGGCUGAAAGUGGUGAAAUUCAGAGUGCACGCCAGGUGUUUGAAGAAAUUCUCGCCGCGAAUCCUCUGUCGUUCGAGGCGCUGUUUGAGAACGCUUUGCUGAUGGACCGGAACGGCGAAGGACAGGCGGUGAUCGGGCGGUUGGAGGAGGCUCUGAGGAUUGCAGAGGAUGAGAACAAGGCGAAGGAAGCUCGGGAUGUGAAGUUGAUUAUGGCGCAGAUACAGUUCUUGCAGAAGAACGUGGAGGAGGCUUUGAGGAUCUACCAGGAGUUGACCAAGGAGGACCCGACCGAUUUCCGGCCGUAUUUCUGUCGGGGGAUGAUCUACAGCUUGUUGGAUAGGAAUGCGGAGGCGCGAGAGCAGUUCGGGAAAUACCGCGAGCUUUCUCCGAAUAAGUUCGAAGUGGAAGGCUACUUGCGGAGUCCAUUAUCGAGGAUGAAGCUAUUCGGGACCGAUGAGAAUUGAAUCUGAAUCUCUGGAGAUUCGAGGCUGCCUAUUUGAAAUGGUUACUGCUGGGGAUUCUUGAAUUACAGACUUUCAACACACAGAAUUCGUUUCAAUGUAUUACUUUUAGCUGGAAGAUUGUGAUUUUUAGACUUCAAAACAAACCAAGUAAACUUAAUGUUCAUUUACAAUAAAUAUUGAUAUUUCAGGAGUU
Molecule: messenger RNA, 1302 nt
Organism: Morus notabilis
Lineage: Eukaryota; Viridiplantae; Streptophyta; Magnoliopsida; Rosales; Moraceae
Product: protein SLOW GREEN 1, chloroplastic
Exons: 2
Coding region: 129-1109 (326 amino acids)
Biological process (GO): chloroplast organization
Cellular component (GO): chloroplast thylakoid membrane
Molecular function (GO): protein binding
Source: RefSeq, a predicted model, not a curated record